GUACCAAUGGAGGACACAGUGACGCCCGCUGGGAGACCUAUCGUCGACAGGGAGAAGACCGCCCCGUUUCUCAUCCGGACGUUCAUCAAAAUCGGGAGCUUCCACCGCCUGAAUGUGUUCGAGGAUGGCGCGCUCCCUACGACCGACGAGCAGCAAAUCUACACUUGGAAAGACGCGACGCUCGGCGAAGUGCUGACUACGCUGCGCAACACCGCGCCGCAGACGCCCGAAUACCGCCACCCGCUGGCGCGCUACUCCUUCCGCGCCGUCUACGCCGAUAGCGCCUCGCGCGGGCGCUUCGCGCAGAAAGACCUCGGCAUCGUGUACUCGCGCGACAUCCUCGGCGAGCCGGGCUCGCUCGACCACCCCGCGCCGCGCCUGACGGAGGACGCGCGCGCGGAGUUGAGCGACCGCGAGAAGGAGGAGCGCACGCUCGACGAGCUGCGCUUCGUGCCCGGCGACUACAUGUGCGUCGCGGUGAUAUUGCCGAAGAACGUGACGGUACCCGGGGCCGGAGGAGAGUUGGCCGUGAAGGGUGCGGGGGCGGCUGCUGCGGCGGCAGCGAAUGGGUGGAAGGGCGCGGGCGGGGCGGGGAGAGGGGGCGAUGCGGGGUGGGGAGGGUCGUUGGCGCCGGUGGGCGCGGGGCGGGGCGGCGGGCAUUGGCGUGGGGAGUCGAAUGGGCCGCCGGCGCGCGGCGGGAGAGGGGGCGGUCGUGGGGACUUUGCGAACCGUGAUAGGGAGUACGAGGGGCCGAGGGACAGGAGGCCGCCGCCGCCGAGGAGAGGGGAAUCGCCGCCCGCGUAUCGGGGACGAGGGAGGGGUAGGAGGAGCAGGAGCCGGUCAAGGAGUCCCCCUCCUCACAGGAGAAGAUGAAAACUACGGCACAUUGCCUUUCAUGUUGUUGCUUUCUAGUGUGUCAUGUUCGCUUCACCGUUCUGACGAUCCUUUAUCUGACAUCCGCCAUGCUCGAGAUUUGAAGAAUUCAAUUCGUCGUGUCGCUCUGCUUUGCAGCGUGUUCUGGAUGUACCAGUGUGACAAGGAGUAGGGAUUGUCACAGCAUAUGAAGAUCUUAGUCUGAACCUUACCUUGUCGGAUGAUGCAGCCUGAUCCAUUUGUCAGGUUUCCUCUCGUCACUCUUGGCUAUCCUCGUUAGCCUCAGAAUGACGACGG
Messenger RNA from Gloeophyllum trabeum ATCC 11539, 1170 nucleotides. RefSeq lists its product as uncharacterized. The record is from RefSeq and is a predicted model, not a curated record. Gene Ontology annotation, cellular component: nucleus. Gene Ontology annotation, molecular function: transcription factor binding; transcription corepressor activity. Lineage: Eukaryota; Fungi; Basidiomycota; Agaricomycetes; Gloeophyllales; Gloeophyllaceae. The transcript has 3 exons. Bases 7 to 873 code for a protein of 288 amino acids. Gene Ontology annotation, biological process: negative regulation of DNA-templated transcription.